Messenger RNA from Medicago truncatula (barrel medic), 2536 nucleotides. Its product is annotated as serine/threonine-protein kinase WNK8-like. The record is from RefSeq and is a predicted model, not a curated record. NCBI's taxonomy places the organism in Eukaryota, Viridiplantae, Streptophyta, Magnoliopsida, Fabales, Fabaceae. Gene Ontology annotation, biological process: protein phosphorylation. Gene Ontology annotation, molecular function: ATP binding; protein serine/threonine kinase activity.
UACAAGAUAAAACGAAACUACCAGGCUAUUAAUCAGCGUAACAACCCCCUAACCCCAAUAUAAAAAAGAUCAAACACCUCUUAAUAAUAAUAAUUCACUUCUUUUCAAACUAACACCGCGAGAGUCGAGAGAGAACUAUUUUGAACCUUUCUCUAUCGCUUUCGUUUUCAAUUAGGGUUAGGGUUUGUGUCAUCGUUGUUUCAAAUUCGUUGAAGAAGAUGCAGAUAAGUGAGAUAUGGAAUUACGUUCGAUUCAAUUCUCCUUAAUCAAUCCAAUUCAAUCGCGUCGUUCUUUUCAAAACCCUAAUUUCACCAUGCAAUCCUCCAAUAUGUCUUCCGUCGGAUGUCGAUUCCGUCUCCGAUUUCGUUCGGCAUUCGAUCCUUAUUCAGCUGCUUCCGAAGCUUUUUCUGAAAACCACCUCGCUCUUCGUAUUCUCACUCUAUAGUGUUAACCUCAAUAAUCGUUCGAUUCCUCUCUUUGAUUUUUGUGAGGGGGAUUUUCUUGUCUUUCGCGUUCUUAUGGAUUCUGAAAUUGAUGAUGUUGGUGUUGUAGAGAAAGAUCCAACUUUGCGUUAUGCACGGUAUGAUGAAAUGUUAGGGAAAGGAGCUUUCAAGACUGUAUAUAAAGCUUUUGAUGAAGUAGAUGGAAUAGAAGUUGCCUGGAAUCAAAUUAGUAUAGAGGAUGUUAUGCAAUCACCACAGAAUUUGGAAAAGUUGUAUUCUGAGGUUCACUUGCUCAAGUCACUGAAGCACGAAAAUAUCAUUAAGAUGUAUAGCUCUUGGGUGGACGAAAAGAGCAGCAAUAUCAACAUGAUAACUGAAUUGUUCACAUCUGGGAGUUUGAGGCAGUAUCGUAAGAAACAUAAGAAUGUGGAUAUGAAGGCUAUCAAGAACUGGGCGAGGCAGAUUCUUCGUGGGUUGUGUUUUCUGCACAGUCACAACCCACCUGUUAUUCACAGGGAUCUAAAAUGUGAUAAUAUUUUCGUUAACGGGAACAAUGGGCAAGUUAAGAUUGGAGAUCUAGGAUUGGCAAUUGUCAUGCAGCAACCUACUGCCCGGAGUGUCAUUGGUACUCCAGAAUUCAUGGCCCCAGAGCUUUAUGAGGAAGAAUACAAUGAACUUGUUGACGUAUAUUCCUUUGGCAUGUGUAUCUUGGAAAUGAUCACCUGCGAGUACCCGUAUAGUGAAUGCAAAAAUCCGGCGCAGAUAUAUAAGAAAGUUACCUCUGGUAUAAAACCGGCUUCUCUUGCUAGAGUGAAUGAUCCUGAAGUGAAGCAAUUUAUAGAGAAGUGUUUAGUUCCAGCGUCUAUGAGAUUGCCUGCAUCUGAACUGCUGAAAGAUCCAUUCCUUGCCACUGGAAAUACGAAGGAGAUCUAUCAUGAUAACCUGCUGCUGCCAAAUCCCCCCAGCAAAUCAUUGAAUCCACCAACUUGUGAGCCCCAUCCGAUGGAGAUAGAUUCAAACGUCAAGCAUACAUCACCUGCCUCCACUGUGGAAAGAGAUAAAGAAACUUCUCAAGUUUCAUCAAAUCAUGAUAUCCUGAGGAAGACGGAAAACAAUGAAUUUAGAUUGAGAGGGGAGAAGAAUGCUGAUAGGACAAUUUCACUGACACUGCGAAUUGCUGAUGCUAAUGGUGGAGCUAGGAAUAUUCAUUUUCCAUUCUAUAUCGAUUCCGACACAACAAUUUCAAUUGCGGAGGAGAUGGUGGAACAUCUGGAACUCAAGGAUGAGGAUGUAGCUGUCAUUGCUGAGCUAAUACACAACAUGAUUUUUAAGCUUGUGCCUGACUGGAAACCCUUGUGCGAGAACUCAUCUGGAACAGAUAAUUUGUACAGGCCUUUGGAACCUCAGAAUGAACAGUUAAACUGCCAUUGGACCUUGGGGUCAAAUAAUUUUGAUAUGAAGUCAAUGUAUGAGGAUUUAGGUCACUCACAACUUGAUGGGGAAGAUCAGGAUAAACAAGAAUCUGUUUCGUCAGAUAUUUCAGCUGAGUAUGGGACUGUAAUUGCCACUGAUGCUAAAGGUGUAGAGCAAAAUUGUUUUAUUCUUCAUGAAUGUUGCAAGGGAUCGAACGGCUUAAACACCAAUCCAGAUGUCAGAAUUUGUGGUCAAGAAGAUGGAAACAGUAAUCAAUCAGAGAACUCAGUAGUCUCAUGUUGCAGUCCAUCCGAAAAUCUUGACAGGUUGAGCAAAUGUUCUCUUACUGCACUUGACCAAGAUCAUUUAGAUGAGCUACAGUUGGAGAUUGAAGCAAUUGAAAUCCAGUAUCAGCAAAGUUUUCGCGAGCUUAUGAAGAUGAGGGAGGAAGCCAUAGAAAAUGUCAAAAAGAUGGACUUCAAAGAAGAAUAUAUCAGUUAUGUAACGCACGAGGGUGAUUUUCUGAUAGUUUUGGUUGAUUUAAUUUGUUGAUUUUUUUGGUUGAUCUUUUUGUCAUUGGUUCAUUUGAAUUGAUUUCUGUAUGGUUAAUACAUUGCUUUAGAAUUAUCUUGAUGAGUUAUAUUGAUGAUGAUGAAGAAUUUUUAUUUUGACAUACUUAA